Aspergillus pseudonomiae is the source of this 333-nucleotide messenger RNA. RefSeq lists its product as uncharacterized. The record is from RefSeq and is a predicted model, not a curated record. The transcript has a single exon. The coding region runs from base 116 to 301 and encodes 61 amino acids. NCBI's taxonomy places the organism in Eukaryota, Fungi, Ascomycota, Eurotiomycetes, Eurotiales, Aspergillaceae.
GCUAGAAAUACCGGGUAACGUGACGAAAGGGUAGUCAUGAGUUGUAACGUGAAACUUCAGGCUCUUAUCACAUAUGUAAGAAAAUGAUUGAUGUGUUUUAAGGUAAUACGUGUAAAUGACUCGAUCGAAUGAGGGUAUCUCUCGUACAGUACGUAGUCUCAUUUUUCCACUGUUUCGGCUGCCUAUCGGGGUCGGCAGUGCCGCUCCACUUGUGAUUGUUCAGUUACUUGUACAUGUAGUACAGAGUAGGAGUACCUACCAGUCCUGCCAAGAUUACAGUCAGAUAGGCGGCGAUCCUUAGGCACCUGCAGUGGUAUAGAUUGCGCAUACCGU